CCCCACAUCCUGCGUUGACCCUCCGCUACUACCCCCGCGAACUGGACACACGCUUGCGGAGCAACAAGCCUCACUGUGGGGAAAAUACCUUUAUUUGCGUUUCGGAUCUUGCGGAGGCGCUGCCUUUUUAAGGAAAGAUGAGCAGCAUGUAUAAGGACGAGCAGGAUGAUUGGAUAACAGUCUGUCUCAAGUACCUCCUUUUCAUUUUCAACUUCCUGUUUUGGUCUCUCUCUCUCUCUCAGAUGGGCGGUGGGGUGGUGAUGGGUGUCGGGAUUUGGACGCUGGUCGACAAAGGAGACUACCUGAGUCUUCUGGCCUCCAGUACAUUCGCUGUGUCAGCCUACAUUCUGAUCCUGGCAGGGGGACUGGUCAUGGUCACAGGCUUCCUGGGCUGCUGUGCUGUCAUACGAGAGCAAAGGAGCUGUCUGUCCACGUACUUCUCGUGUCUGCUUCUGAUCUUUCUUAUUGAGCUGGUGGCUGGUAUACUGGCCUAUGUGUAUUACCAGACGUUGAGUGAAGAGCUAAAACAGCACCUUAGUAAGACGAUGACAGAUAACUACGCCCAGCCUGGGAAAGAGAGCAUCACUCAGUCUGUGGACAGGCUACAGCAGGAUUUCAAAUGCUGUGGGAGCAACAACUCUUAUGAUUGGAAAAACAGUGUAUACAUCAAAUCCCCAAAGGCAGAGACAAGGUUGGUCCCGGAUAGCUGCUGUAAGACCAUGACCCUUCAGUGUGGGAAGAGGGACCACCCAUCCAAUAUUUACAAAGUGGAGGGUGGCUGUAUAACUAAGCUGGAGCAGUUCCUGGCUGAUCACUUGCUCAUCAUUGGGGCUGUGGGAAUAGGUGUGGCCUGUUUGCAGCUAGGGGGAGCAGUGCUGACUGCCUGCUUUAUGUAUCUGCUUUAUAAAGAAGAAGAAGAGGACUUAUCUGAUGCUUGAUUGGAUAGUACCACUUUUUUGACUCCUGAACUGCUAUAUAUGUGGAAUGGUGUUCACAUGUUGCCUCCACAGGCAAAUUAAACUGGACCCAUACUGACCGCUCAGCCACUUUACAUACCCUCCUGACACUCCAACACACACCGACAUGGCCUUACUACUGUGCCCACCUUCAACUGCAUGAGCAAACAUUAGGCUUUAUUAAACAUUAAUGUAAAGGCUUUCUUUUAACAUUUGCCACUUUUCAUUUUCAAAGGGGUAUUUGGACAUCCAAAUAUCUAGUCAAGUGCUAUUGUAUCAGGUCUUUAUUGAGACUAUUGUUGGUAUUGCCUCCUUAUGAUACUAAUGAUACUAACUCUUUAUAACUGUAUACUCUUUAUAAAGUUGUGGCAUAUUGCCCUAGUAAUUUACGGUAGAUAUAAAGGAAGCAUUCAGAAAAUGCCUUGGAAGAUACCUGCAGUCAUUUAAAUGUAUAAGAGGCAUUCAGUAAAGGCCUUAGAAGACAUGUAUUUUUUUUACCUUUGUGUAAAUUAUAAUAUACUGUAUAUCCACUGAAUAAUUUUUUUGUUUGUUUUUUUACUAAACUUGUAUUUGCUAUGAUUUGGUUAUGUUAAAUGUAUAUAAUGUGCUGCUGUGGAAACCUGCUUAUAGUGACAAAUACGUAAACUGGAUCAUUCAAAAUGCUUAACAAUAGCAUUCAUGAAUAUAUUUUCCUAAAAAAAGAAAAAAGAAUAUAUUAUAAAUGCCAGUUUUAGCCAGGUCUUGCUAUAGUGCAGAAGGUGAUCAUAUUCUACAAAAUUGUGGAAAAAGCUAUUAAAAGGCUACACACAAUCACAACUCGUACAUGUCCUAAAAAGGCCACUUAAUAUCCCUUAAUAUUGGCCUUGAAGCAAACAGGUGACAAAGAAAAUUCAGUUGAUUUAUAUUUUCACGUUAGACACACAGAAUGAUGAAGAUUUAAUAAAGAUUGAAUAUGAUAAAAAUGUUGUCAUAAAUCUGUGGAUCAACACUGUAGUUUUUCCUGUUCUUGGUUUAAUCUUUCAGAUUCUUAUUCAUGUAGUGCAAAUUCUGCCAUCACUUUGUGUCUGAUAAUCUGAUAUUAAACUUAGAUGUCCUCCAUCUUGAAGGGAUAGUUCACCCAAAAAUGAAAAUGAUCUUAUCAUUUACUCACCUUCAUGCCAGAUGUGGAUGACUUUCUUUCUUCUGUUGAACACAAAAGAAGAUUUUUAGAAGAAUAUAUCAGAUGCAAGUGAAUGGUGGCCAGAACUUUGCAGGUCCAAAAAGCAUAUACAGUUAAGGCAGCAUGAAAGUAAUCCAUACGACUUCAGUGAUAAUAAAUAAAUCAAUAUCUUCAGAAGCGAUAUGACAGGUGUGGGUAAGAAAAAGGUCAAUAUUAAAAAAAAUGUUUUACUAUACAUUCUCCUCCCUGCCCAGUAGGUGGUGAUAUGCACAAAUAAUGUGAAUCACCAAAAACAAAAUAAGAAGAAAGUGAAAGUGGAGAUUUAUAGUAAAAAAGGACUUAAAUAUUGAUCUGUUUCUCACCAGCACUUAUCAUAUCACUUCUGAAGACAUGGAUUUAACAAUCACCAUUUUGGUCACCAUUCACUUGCAUUGUAUGGACCUACAGAGCUCAGAUAUUUUUCUAAAAAUCUUCGUUUAUGUUCAGCAGAAGAAAGAAAGUCAUACACAUCUGGGAUGGCACGAGGGUGAGUAAAUGUUGUUAAGAGUUUUUAUUUUUGGGUGAACUAUCCCUUUAAUACUUUUUAGAUGCAGCGCAAAAUUUCCUUUCUAUUCCUGUUAGUCUGGAAGGCCAAAACGCUGCCUUUGAGAACUAAUGGAAAUAUACUGAUUGACUACAGGCUCAUGUUUCUCAACUGGGAUGACUGAAUAUUAUACUUACAGAUUGGAGCUUUUAGUGAACUCCUUUUAGGGUCACGUCAUAAAAUAUUUGGUUGAUUGAGGGAAAAGAUUGAGCACUAUUGCAUUGCCUAACAAAUCACAGCUGCAAAAUCCUAAUGUAGUUGCCACAGCAACGUCAGCCUUGUUGAAAUUCAGUGUUAUUUGGGGGAAAAUGGCUUUUCACUUGAAACAGAUGAUUUAAUUUAACAAUCUUUAUCUGCUGUACUGAUUACCAUCUGUAAUCCUCUUGCUUUAUGCUAGUGACAGAUUAUUCAUAUUUUUAAAUGUCAGUAAAAGCAUUAUGCGCAAAUAAACAAGUUAUCAUCUGAGCUGCAAGAAAUUGGUUGAGACAUGAAAUAUGCAUUUUCCCAUCCCAUUAGUUGUGAUAUAAUUGCUGUUGUAUGAAGUCUUUCGUUAGAGCACUGUUACGUAUUUAUAGAUUGAAUGUUUUUUUUUUUUUUCAUUAUGUUAAAUCACCAGUUGCUCUGAUAAAAAUGCAAGUUCAUUUAAUAAAUUCUUUGCCUUAA
Molecule: messenger RNA, 3361 nt
Organism: Myxocyprinus asiaticus (Chinese sucker)
Lineage: Eukaryota; Metazoa; Chordata; Actinopteri; Cypriniformes; Catostomidae
Product: tetraspanin-11-like
Exons: 9
Coding region: 138-938 (266 amino acids)
Cellular component (GO): membrane
Source: RefSeq, a predicted model, not a curated record